Messenger RNA from Magnolia sinica, 2004 nucleotides. Its product is annotated as protein GRAVITROPIC IN THE LIGHT 1. The transcript is spliced from 3 exons. The coding region runs from base 438 to 1700 and encodes 420 amino acids. Gene Ontology annotation, biological process: negative gravitropism; response to red or far red light. The record is from RefSeq and is a predicted model, not a curated record. NCBI's taxonomy places the organism in Eukaryota, Viridiplantae, Streptophyta, Magnoliopsida, Magnoliales, Magnoliaceae.
CCUGGUCCGUCUCUCUCUCGCCAAACCUGCCCUAAACCCUCUACCCUCUCCACCUCCGCUCCUUCCCUCCUCAAAUGGGCUUUCUCCACAGAAAAGGAAGCCCGGAAAGCCCAAGCCCACUACAAAAGACGCUAGCAGGAAGAGGAAGAAGAAGAGUCACGUCUGGAUUCGAGACGAAACCCUAAAAAUCAGGUAAGCCUUUGAUACCUUCUCCUCGUUUUAUUUCUGUCCUGUUUCAAGAUUCCUUUCGAACAUCGCCAAGCUUCCACGCAAGGUUAUAUACACCCCACUUGGAAAAGGAUUUUCUUGGUUAUUAUGUUUGCCGGAUUUCUUUCGUUGUUGGAGUGCGAUCGAUAUAAUAAUAGUAUCAGGUUGAGAUCCACCAUUAUUUUCUCUGAAGAAAGCCCAAAACAACUCCACCUCCAGAGGAAGUAGCAAUGCUACCCACAGGAUUGAAAGAAAAUCAAAGCCGUGAGAACAAUAACCAAAAGGUCCAUCCUCAACCCAUGGAAGAGAUGGCAAAUCAGGAUGCCAUGGAAACCCUGGUAUCAAAGAUUUUCACAAACAUCUCCUCUUUGAAAUCAGCCUAUAUCCAGCUCCAAACCGCUCAUACCCCUUAUGACCCAGACAAGAUCCAAGCUGCUGAUAAGCUUGUAAUCGAAGAGCUCAAGAACCUCUCUGAGCUCAAGCAUUCCUACAGGGAUAGCAACCCAAAACCCACUUCUGCUUCAUCACAGGAUUCCCGAUUAGUUGCAGAAAUCCAAGAACAACAGAGCCUGUUGAAGACCUACGAAGUGAUGGUGAAAAAAUUUCAGUCCCAGAUUCAGACAAAAGAUUCCGAGAUUCUCCAACUACAGCAGCAAAUCCAGGAAUCGAACCAGCGGAGGAUGAAACUCGAGAAGAGUCUCAAGCAGAGGGGCUUACAAGGCAAAGAAUCAGAAGAAUCAGAAGUGGAAAAUGGAUUCUUCUCUAUGGAAUUAACCCCGAGUCUAUUUUCCUCCGCUGUAGAAGCAACCUACAAAUCCAUCCAUGAUUUCUCAAAGCCAUUGAUCAAUCUGAUGAAAGCAGCGGGGUGGGACCUCGAUGCAGCUGCAGGCGCAAUCCAACCUGAUGCCGUUUACAUGAAAAGGGCCCACAAGAAGUAUGCAUUUGAAUCCCACAUCUGCCAAAGAAUGUUCAGUGGGUUUCAUGAGGAAAGCUUCUCUGUUAAGUCAGAUGAUCUCACAUUCUCAAAGGACAGUUUCUUCCAUCAGUUCCUUGCGCUGAGGGCAAUGGAUCCAUUGGAUGUUCUGAGCCAGAACCCAGAUUCCAUUUUCGGGAAAUUCUGCCGGGGCAAGUACCUAUCGGUCAUUCAUCCGAAGAUGGAGGCUUCUUUCUUUGGGAAUUUGGAUCAGAGGAACCAUGUGUCGAGCGGUGGACAUCCACGGACACCCUUCUACCAGGCCUUUCUGAAGCUAGCCAAAUCGGUUUGGCUAUUGCACAGACUUGCGUUUUCUUUUGAUCCCACAGUGACAGUCUUUCAGGUGAGGAAGGGGACGGAGUUCUCAGAGAUUUAUAUGGAAAGCGUUGUGAAAAACAUGAUCAUAGGCGAGGGAGAUCAAAGGCCAAAGGUGGCAUUUAUGGUCAUGCCUGGUUUUCGGAUUGGGGGUAGUGUGAUACAAUGCCAGGUUUAUCUUUUGGGUGCUAAGUGUGCCGAAUGAGAUCUAAUACGUGAGGUGGUCUUGCUUGCGGUGUUUGAUGUUUUGUUGAUCCAUGCUUUCCAUUUCCUUUACUGUGGUAUAUAUGGUUGCUAUUUCGUUGUCAUAAUCAUAGUUUGAGAGGAUGGGAAUUUGUUCCUUUCCCGUUGGCUGGCUUUUGGCAGUUUGAGGGGAUUCUUCUUUGCCUUUGUAAAUUGUAGGGAAGAGAAGGGAUUAGCUAGAAGGUGGCCCUUUUGGUGUGUUGUUGUGUCCUUGCACUGUUAUUGUUAUCUAAAAUUAGUACUGUUUAUAUAUGUUGAUUUGAAUU